Linum tenue is the source of this 3089-nucleotide messenger RNA. The record is from the annotation of a GenBank genome assembly. NCBI's taxonomy places the organism in Eukaryota, Viridiplantae, Streptophyta, Magnoliopsida, Malpighiales, Linaceae.
AUGGUGGCGUGGGAUUUGAAGGGCGGCGAAAUUCCCUCCGGCUCUGGUUUAGUUACUCUCAGUCUUCUACUUACCUCACGAUCCAAGCCAUCCCACGACAGGACGCAGCGUAGGAUGUCGGCGGUGGUUUUCUCGCAGAACCUCGUCGAGAAGACCCCUAAUAAUGCUCGCUCCUCCUCGCCCUCCAGGAAGCGACUGUUGACUAUGGAGAAGAAGCAAAUUCAAGUUCCCCAACCUUCCCACUCCAGAUCCGGGCUGGUUCGUCAGCUCUGCUGGAAUCCCCCACCCAAGCACUACAGUUCACAGCCUAAGGCUCAGCAAGCUUACAUUGGGCAGGAGACAAACGACUGUUCGGUCACAACAAAUUCAGCUCUGGGAUACUCCUGCAAUGGUGUCAACAGAACCUGCCUAAGCUACCUCACCUUCAGAGCUCAACCUCCAUACACAACUGUUGCUUCAAUCUCCACCCUCCUGGGAUCUAGCCCGUCUCAGCUGGUCGCAAUCAACUCUGUCCCUCAAACAGCAAGCUUUGAUACAAACCAGCUAGUUCUUGUUCCUGUUACUUGCUCGUGUUCAGGGAUCGUUGCUACUUUGACUGUUGUUGGGACUGUGGUUUAUUGUCUGUGGUUUCGAAGGAGGAAGGCGAAGUUGGAGCCAGCCGGUUCUACUUCCGAGAGCUUCGAGGCUUUGGAGAAGAAGUCUAUGAAAAAUAAGGGAGAGGAAGAAGAGCCUGAAGGUUUCUUCUUGGAGAGGGGCAAGAUAGUAAACUUGGCACAUGCCAGAUCGGCCAAAGGCCAGGAUGGGGACUUCAACAUUACAAAGCACAUUUUCGGGACAAAAUGUUACAUGGCUCCAGAGUAUUUGGAGAAUGGUCUGGUUUCUACAAAGAUUGAUGUGUUUGCAUUUGGAGUUCUUCUUCUGGAGAUGAUACUGGGAAAGAAGUUGCUUCCUUGUAUAAGGAGGAAAUUGAUGCUUGAGAAGAUAACGUUCCGCGCAAGAAAACAACUUUACCAAGUCUAUGACCCACAAAAUAAGAUUACGGAAGUCUCAGAAAUGGCUCUUGACGAAUCAGCAUUCCUAUCAUGAUACGUCUUCCUGCCUCUGAUCUUUGUCCUUCCCUUUAACCAUUAUUAUUUGCUGUAAUUUUCUUAAGAAAUACAUGUCCCUCUUGAAUUCUUUAAGCAUUUCCCUUCCCGUAUAUAAUAAUGGUUCAAGACUUCAAAUGAGGCAUAUACCAGAAGCUGCUGAAUUCUCAGUGGCUAAUUCUUGCCUUUCGUAUUUUUAUCCGUAAUCUUAUAAUGAUUCAGAUUUCUGUUUUCCAAAAAAUCGUUCUUAAUGGGGCAGAAUUCAGGCAAUGCAAGAAAUGAGGUUCUUUCACCUUGGAAGUAUGCAAUCCACUACGAAGAAACUUUGUUUUCUAUAAUUUGUGAUUCAAAGAAAGGAUUUUCUAUGGCAAAUAUCGAGAGAAGUUUAAUUCUAUCUGCAGAAGAAUCUUUGGGUUUCGUUGGUUUUGUCUAGUUUACUUAAUUUCUUUAGCAGCCACUUGAUUUCUUAUGUCUCCCUGAUGCAAUAAAAUUAGUUGGUUGGGUUUUGCCCCUACCGAAAGUUGUGAUGUCAUCAUCCCGUCUAAACUGAAAGACAAUUCACUUUCCCCUCAGUUUCAACUGUCACGGGGUAAGACUUCCAGAGUGGAGUCCAAGUUAGAAGUGUGUCAAAGAAUCCAAGUUCCAGUUGACUUACUUAGUGGACUGGGGUGAUGGAGCUGCUAGCAUCGGCAAGAGAUUCAAUGCUAGCACAGAGUUGUAUCAUACAAAUGGGUUUGGAGAAUUCGAAGAUCCAACUAUUUAUCCUUUCGCAGUAUUUCUCAUCCACUGCAAUUUGAGCCUAAUAGCUCUCAGACGAUAAUUCUCUAUCCGCCACCUAUCGAUUCUCAAGUUGUUCCGAGUCAGUCGUUCAAUGGGAAGAAAUCGAGGAAAUUGAGAGGCAGAAAUACUGAUUGGAUGGUACUCGGAGUUUCCCCGACAGUCCUGUAUUCGAACCUAGCAGGGGCAAUCAUCUCACUGUCAAGAAAGAAUGAGGAUGUUGAAGCUCAAAAGAAGAAGAAACUGGUGUUGCCUGAAGAUUUCUUUGAUCGCGCACUCCACAGUUGAACAAGGGCUGAGAAUCUAGGAUUUUGAGGAGCUAAAUCUGGCGACUAGUGAUUUCAGUUCUCGGGUUGAGCGAACAAGUCUACAAGGGCAUGAUAAAUGGACAGAAGUAGCAAUCAAGAAGAAGAGUAGAAAUGUUUCAAUCGAAGUGAACCUGCUGAGAAAAAUCGACCAUUUCAAUCUCGCAAGUCUCGCUGGUGCAUAUCAACAGCAGGAUGAAUACUAUCUUGUGUACAAGUACAUGGAGAAUGACUCCUUGAAGGAUUGGCUUCAGAAGAAUGGCAGCGGUUAAAAUGAAGCUCGGAGUUGAACCGUAGGCUUCAGAUUGCUUUGAAUAUUGCUAGUGGAAUUCACUAUCUCCAGUCUCCACAACUUCACUCAACCCACCAUAUGUCCACAAAGAUAUAAGCAGCAGCAAUAUUCUGCUGGAUGCUGAUUUAAGGGCUAAGAUUGCUAACUUCAUUUGCAAGUGGCAUUGUAUGCAAUUUCUUCAAUUAGGCUUGCUAAGGGUACAAAAGGUUACUUGGCUCCCGCGUAUGUAGAGUAUGGUUUGGUGAUUCCUGAGAUUGACUUGUAUGCAUUUGGUGUCGUUUUACUUGAGCUGAUCCCUAGAAAAGAAGCAGUUUUUAUUUUAUUUUAUUUUAUUUUUUUCUGGAGGAGAGGGAGGUUCUGCUUUCAGAAGCAAUUGUUAUGAUCUUAGGUGAAGAACAUUCAGAAUCUGCGCUUUGUAAGUUUGUAGAUCCUGGUCUGCAUCCAAAGUAGCAGAUGGAAAAUUUGCUGAGAAUGAAGUUGAUUCUAGCCUGUUUGGCUAAAGAUCCUGAAGAUAGACCAACCAUGGGCGAGAUCGUCUCUUUGCUUUCAAUGAUACAAUUCGAUGUGUAUAGAUCCGAAUUCAUGUACCAUAAUAGUUCAUAGUUUUCAGUUGAACAAUGAAUAACAGAG